Molecule: messenger RNA, 1455 nt
Organism: Poecile atricapillus (Black-capped chickadee)
Lineage: Eukaryota; Metazoa; Chordata; Aves; Passeriformes; Paridae
Gene: RHOH
Product: ras homolog family member H
Exons: 3
Coding region: 512-1087 (191 amino acids)
Biological process (GO): small GTPase-mediated signal transduction
Molecular function (GO): GTP binding; GTPase activity
Source: RefSeq, a predicted model, not a curated record
CUUUAGAGCUUUUGGAUUUUUUAUCAUCUUAAUGAUAGAAUUAAUUCUAAUCUGCUAAAAAAGAAGUCAAUCUGAAAAAGCCAGGAACACAGAACACCACUCUUCUUUUUUCUUCCCUUGUCUCAUCUAGGAUAGUUGACUUCCGUAACAUUUAUUUUCCACAGCUUCUUUCAGCUUCCUGCCUCUGCUGUGUUUCCACCUUUGGAUGGGGCAGGAGUUGAACUGUGGCGUCUGGCAGAGGCCAGCUUUAACGUGGGACUUAUCCUGAAAAAAAUACUUGCAGAAGAAAAAGAAAUGUCAUUUGACUCACUGAAGAUUUAAAACCGAUAGAGUCAUGUGGGAGAAGAUGAAAUUUUAGUCUCAAGUGAUGGAAUCAAGUCAUAAGAAGUAAAGAGGUUUGGAUGGUUUCUCACUAAAUGGAAGGUAUAUAGAAGGCCUCUAAGACCACUGCAUCUCUCCAUCCCACUCCUGCUGCACAGAAACUGCACUCUUGGCCUUGGACAUUAAUAAAAUGCUGGAUUCAAUCAAGUGUGUUCUGGUGGGAGACUCUGCGGUUGGGAAGACAUCUCUCUUGGUACGUUUCACCUCUGAAACUUUUCCAGAUGACUACAGACCCACCGUAUAUGAAAACACCGGAGUGGAUGUCUUCAUGGAUGGUGUACAGAUUAGCUUAGGCCUUUGGGACACAUCUGGCAGUGAUGCCUUUAAAGGCAUUCGCCCUCUCUCCUACCAACAGGCAGAUGUGGUAUUAAUGUGCUACUCGGUAGCAAACCACAAUUCCUUUCUGAACCUGAGGAACAAAUGGAUCAGUGAGAUCCGCAGCCAUCUGCCCCGCAUCCCCGUUUUGGUGGUGGCCACUCAGACUGACCAGCGUGACGCAGGUCCCUACGGUUCCUCCUGUAUCAGCCCCAUAGAUGGAAAACGGCUUGCACAGGAUGUGCGAGCCAAAGGCUACUUGGAGUGCUCUGCCCUCAGCAACAGAGGGGUGCAGCAGGUGUUUGAAUAUGCUGUGCGGACAGCAGUCAAUCAAGCCAAAAGGCAGAACAGGCGGAAGCUCUUCUCCAUUAAUGAGUGCAAGAUCUUCUGAGGACUGGUUUUGCUCAUGUUUGUUCUUUAUGUUUUCUCACAAAGAUACUGCAGCAGAGAGAAUGGGAGGUGAAUCAAAGGAGAGCUCCUGGCAGGACCACAGUGCAGGUGCCUCUUGUGAGACAGAUGUGCUCUUUGUCUUAUCCUCUCCCCUCCAAAACACAUGGGUGCUAUCUUGAAAAAUGAAAGGUGCAUACCCUUAUUCACAAAUUUGUGUUUGGACUUUGCUAGCCUGAACUGGCACAGUCUUAGCCUGCAGAUCUGCAGAUAACAGCAGUACUGAUUUUGGUUUUGUUUCUGUCAAUCUUCUUCAGUUGUUGGUUUAUAUGCAUUUAUUUAAUGACAAACUUCUGCCUGAAUCAGCCCCCA